Molecule: messenger RNA, 435 nt
Organism: Symbiodinium natans
Lineage: Eukaryota; Dinophyceae; Suessiales; Symbiodiniaceae
Source: the annotation of a GenBank genome assembly
AUGUUGGACUUGCUGAACCCCGACGGCGCCUGGAGCAAGGUUGGUGACACGUUGCGCUCCGGACGGCUGGACGCAGUGGCUACAGUUCUCCACGGUGGCAAGACGCUGCUGAUCUUCGGUGGGCACGAUGGCUCACAACUGAAUGAGUUUGGAGAUCCCGCAGGAGGCUACGCACCGCCUUCCGACUCCCUGGCUGUGCGCCUGCGUGCCGACGGCAGCGUUGCGGCAGCCAGAUACGCUGGCAAGCACGCGGGAAAUCAGACCAGCUCCUCAUCGCUGAUCGUGUUGCGCGACCCCGACCGAGUGCUCGCACUGGGGCCCGGGAUGGACGAAGCGGUGGAUCGCGCACGGACUCUGACUGCUUUGCGGCUCAGCUGGAAGGAAGGCUCGGAAGAACCCGAAGACUUGGAUGCCUUGCAGCUGACCUCUGGCUGA